UUUUACUGAUUACAUGAGAAAAAUUUAUUUACAAGACAAAAUUAUCUCCAAACCGCGUGACUUGUUAUCAUAGUGUAUACAUAUACUAUGUACCUAUAUAAAUAUAAAUAUGUCUAUAUAAAUAUAUAUAUAUUUUAAUUGCUUUUAUAUUGUAAUGAAAGAAUGCUGCAACGCUUUGGCAGUGCAAAUGGCACAAGUAAAUAUAUUAUUGCCAGUCAUAAUAAACUUUUAAGCCUACCUUCCACGAAAUGAAAAAAAUUUCUGAUUGAAACAAAAAAGUAAAAAAAGUCAUUACACUUUUUUUUUAUCAGUUUGAACAUGUAAACAAUAAAUGCAAUGAGUUUUGAGGUAUUAAAAGGUAUCAUUCUGAGCUAAACAAAUACAAAAAUAUAUUAUAUGUGGCAGAUAAGAAUAUAGAAGUAUAUACAUAUGCAUAUAUAUAUAUGUCUGUGAAAAUUCAUUUUGGAUUUGUGUUCUUCUAGUUUAGCUCAAAGAAGAUCUUACAACUAUUGAUAAUAGUGAAAAACACUAACAGAGAAUUAAAGAGAAUUAGUCUGUUACACUUGAAUAACGAGACCCACACAUACACACGUUCUAUGCAUGCAUGCGUAUUUAUUGCUGUAACCUACCGAUAAUGCCGACAUCUCGUCUGAGAAGCUACAGCAUCAAUUCAUUAUGAUGAGCAAUUACCGUCUGCCACUGGAGCAAGAGCUAAGAGUCAGUCAGUGAUUAAACGCGUUCGUGGGCGGUUGGAAAACAUUUAUUGUAGUUGGUUUGAAUGAAAUAACGAAAAACGAAAAAAACCUAAGCAAUAACUUUGACUUUUGAAGGGCAAAAACUUUAAAAAGAAAGAAUUACCUUAAAGAAAUUAAAACGCUUUUAACUGAAUUAUUAAUAUUAACAAAACUAAUUGAAAAAUAUGUUAUAACUUGAAGUGGAAAAUAUAUCAGUGGAAUAUAAACAUAGUUAUAUGGCCCUUAUGUACAUAUUUAUAUACAUACGCAUUUAUGCAUGAGUAUCUUGUGUCCACAAAGUAAUGCAUUUAACAGGAAAACUAUGAAAAUCUGCGUGCAAAGAAACAUACAUACAUAUGUACAUAUAAUAUAUAUGAAAAGUUUUGAUUGAUUUAAAAUAUUACAUACUCGUAUGUACAUACAUAUGUGUAUAACAUAGUUUGUGCAAAACAAAAUCAUUGCUGUAUUUGAUUAAACAUCACCGCAACCACAAUCGCCCACCACAACAACCAGUUUUGGUGAACAACAACAACAACAACCAUCACUACAUUUAAAGGCCAAGCAAUCAGUAAGGCUCUCAAAUUCCAUCGUAAUCAGCAUUGUAUGUAUGUACAUAUGGUUUAUGUAAAAAUGUAUAUUUGUACAUGAGCCGUACUUACAUUCACAAUUCAAAUAAAACAAAUUUACCUGUGUAGAAACCCAUUUACAGUACAAACAGGCGAAGGUGAAAGGCUGAAAAAAAAUAUGUUUCGCGCUUCGCAGAUCGCCAGCGAAGAGACGCUUCCUGCACUUUUUGAUGCAACAACAACGGCAGACAUAAGGGAAAGUGGAGAUGACACUACGCCAUGCACUACCGGUACACAUCUUAGAAAAUAUGAGCGAAGAUUAUCACUAAAAUAUGGGUUAACAACAACAUUACCGCCGAUUAAGUAUAAGUACCCCCUCGCCGUUCUCUUUGUGCUAUUAACGAAGUUCUUCGAAGCAUUCGCCGCUAAUGGUAUUAGAACUAUCCUUGUGCUAUAUUUACGAGAUGACCUGUACUUCAGCGAGAACUUCGCAAUGAUUAUGCUGCACAUAUUCAAUUUCUUUGGUCAAUUUUGUCCAAUUUUUGGUGCCAUUUUAGCAGAUAGUUACCUCGGUAAUGUGCGGACCAUUUCAUAUUUCUGCAUAUUAUACGCCACCGGCUGGAUAUUGCUGAUAAUGACGGUAUUGCCCACCACAGGAAUAUCAUUAAUCCUCUUAGUAUCCGUCUCACUAUUAUUUAUCGCCAUAGGCAAUGGAUCCGUGCGAGCUUGUAUAACUUCCCUGGGAGCGCAACAGUUCAAAUUGCCAGAACAAGCAACUCGUUUGGCUGAAUAUUUUUCACUAUAUUAUUUUGUAUACUAUUUAGGUAUACUCCUGAGUAAAAUUCUGCCACCAUAUGUGCGCGCUAAAACACAAUGUUUGGGAAAAAGUGAUUGUUACCCGGCGGUAUUUGGCACGUUGGGAUUGUCAUUCGCAUUUUCGUGGUUGAUUUUUGCGAUUGGUAAAUUUUUUUACAAACCUGAAAAACUAUCAGAGGAGAACAUACUAAUUAAAUUGUAUGGUUGCAUAAAACACGCUUUGGUUGUGAAAUGGAAUAGCACGAACACGGGAGAACAACGAAGAUCUGUAUAUUGGCUGCACUAUGCAGUCGGUAAAUAUGAUGAGGCUUUCGUCAAUGAUGUUAGCAAAGUAUUAAAGAUUUGCAAACUCUUCCUACCACUGCCAGUAUAUUUUGCAUUAUUAGCACAACAAGAUUCUAGUUGGACAUUUCAGGCAUCAAUGAUGAACAUGACCGUGGCCAAUGGAAUAACUAUACAACCAGAUCAGGCAAAGGCCAUGGGACCGAUUUUACUCUUCAUUCUCAUACCUUUAUGGCAAUACAUUUGCAUGCCGCUUAUACGUCGUUUAUUUGGCAGCGAGGUCAAGCCAUUACAUAGCGUUACCGCUGGUGGAGUAUGCUCGGCAUUGGCGUUUGUUUGUGCUGGUUUACUGCAAGAAUAUAUCAAUAGUCAACCUUAUCGCUCUGUGAAUAUAGUUUGGCAAGUGCCACAGUUUCUGUUGCUAAUGAUGGGCGAGUUAUUAUUAUCCAUACCAGGCUUGAAGUUUGCAUUUACACAGGCGCCUACUUCAAUGAAAUCAGUUGUCACAGCAACGUGGUUCAUUAACAAUGCAUUUGGUAAUCUCAUUGUGGUUUUACUAACGAAAGUGAAUAUAUUCAUUUCACAGACCAACGAGUAUUUUUUCUAUGCGGUCUUAAUGCUUAUUUCCAUAAUAGUAUUUGCCAUGUUAGCCUACGACUACGUUUUACAACAGACUGAAGAUAUUAUAUCUAACAAUAAUUUAUUAUUACAACCGCUUGAUGUAGCACAAAAUGAUGAUGAGCCAAAUACCAGCACUGCAAGUGCCAGCAGUAGAAGAACCAGUGUAUAGCAGUAAAAAAA
This is a messenger RNA of Ceratitis capitata (Mediterranean fruit fly), 3199 nucleotides long. RefSeq names its product peptide transporter family 1. The record is from RefSeq and is a predicted model, not a curated record. Gene Ontology annotation, molecular function: dipeptide transmembrane transporter activity. Gene Ontology annotation, biological process: transmembrane transport. Gene Ontology annotation, cellular component: membrane. NCBI's taxonomy places the organism in Eukaryota, Metazoa, Arthropoda, Insecta, Diptera, Tephritidae. The transcript is spliced from 11 exons. The coding region runs from base 1479 to 3188 and encodes 569 amino acids.